Molecule: messenger RNA, 1133 nt
Organism: Macrobrachium nipponense
Lineage: Eukaryota; Metazoa; Arthropoda; Malacostraca; Decapoda; Palaemonidae
Product: golgin subfamily A member 6-like protein 1
Exons: 5
Coding region: 102-1133 (343 amino acids)
Source: RefSeq, a predicted model, not a curated record
AGCGAAUCAUCAACACACGAAAACAACGUAGAAAAACAUUUAGAAAAAGUUCACGCAACAAUACCAAAAGUAUCGAUUUCUAAAUCGACCAUAUCCAAGCCAUGUUUGAGGAGAGACAGCUGACCAGAGAACCUGUCAGUUGUAGCGUCCCCGUCACCAUGGCAACGGCGUCGUUUGGAAGCAUGGCGACCAAGAUCACCAAGUGGACGAGAGAAAAGGGCGGAAGGAAAGACUUUGUGGACGCUACGCGACGUAGCCAUCAGGCCUUGACCUACCACCUGACCGAGAAUGAAACCAACAAGAUGAAGGAGCUGGCGAGGUGCGAUAAAACCAGGGAGAGCGAAGGCAAAGAGGGGAAAAUAGAGGCGAAGGAGGACGCUGUCAUCAGGAGGAGGAUCGAGAAGCUACGAGCUCAGUUGCAUAGCUUCUCCGUCGGGGAGACCAACAAAGUAUCCGUCGAAAAAAGUCCCUCGGAGGGGGGAGACGCCCCUACGAGGAGCCUCAAGGAACUCAAGGAGGAGGCGAAGAAGAGGAAGGACUUGCUGAGGACCGCCAGGUCUUACAUUCCACCGACGGCGCAGCCAAUCACGCCCAAGCAACGAGGUCAACGCAUCCACACGAAGGUGUUGGCCGGAAGAGCGGUCCAGGUGAGAGAGAAGCAGGAGAGAAUCAGAGAGAGAGAAGAAUACGACUCCAAGUGGGCGGAGAGGGUCAUCGAGAACCACGAAAAGUACGAGGACGAUAAGUGGAGGGAGAAACUGGAGAGAAUUGAGAAGAAGGAAAAACUCAAGAAAGAUCUGGAUGAACAAUGCGUUGAGCUUGCCAGACGUAGGAAAACGGCCUGGGCUAACUUGGUUGAUGUUCGGAAGGACAUUGAACUCUCUGACCAACUCCACGAGAAACACCAGCAACACUGGAAGACGGAGAGCAACAAAGCCAAGCUACAGUACCGAGAGAAGGCUCGUCAGGAAAUCCAGGACAUCAACGACAGGAAACUCCAGGAGGCCCUUCGGGACGAAGAACUGAAAGCGGAAGACCUCAGGUACUCCGCCUUCAAGAGGGCGUACGCCCGCAGGGUCAAGCAAAGAAUUCUGGACAAGAUGCACGGAAGGCGUCCAACGACUCAGGUUUAG